GUCAGCUGCAGUGUAGUGUUGCCCACAGUGUGGUUGAGUGAGCUUGAGUGUCAUCUCAUCUCUUCCUUGCAGAAUAAACUCCUCUACAGUGCAACACCCAUAGAGGAGAGGAGAGCAGAGGAGAGGAGAGGAGAUGGCAGCCAAGGAGGAGUCCAGCAACACGGCCCCCCUGGAGCUCAACAAGCCCUUCCUCACCUCCGUCCGAGGGGUCCUGAAGCUUGCUGAAAUCGUGGGAGCGUUUGUGGCUUUCCUGUGCUACGCCGUUGCCUCUAGGCCACCGUAUGUUGUUGCCACGGUGAUGGAACUCCUACUGACCUGUGCUCUCCUGCUACUCUACCUCUUCAAACUCGACAAGAGAUUCACCUUCUUCGUCUGGCCUGUUGUGGACAUGCUGAACUCCAUCUGUGCAGUGGCCUUCAUGGUCAUUCUCAGCAUAGUUGCUCUGGCUACGAACUCACUCAAGGCUACCAUUGCUGGGGCUAUCGUGGGCUUCAUAUGUGCAGUUCUGUGGGGGGUGGAUGGAUUCCUGCUCUUCAAGAAGAUCUCCUUUAACUUCAGGAGUACAUGAGAUGACAUUCCAGGAUUAUCGAAGUUCAGCAAGUAACGUCAUGGUGUGGAGAAAGUUACAUAUCAAAGUAACUGUCCCUACAGAAAUUCCCAUGCUCUUUUGCGGAUUUGUUACGAUAGAAAGGAAAGCAUGGAUGGAAACCCUGGCGGAAGUCUUCACCUGAAUUUGGGAUGCCAUGUCAAUCACAAAGUGGCAAGAGUGGAGAAGAUUUAUUAUCAGACAAACAGACGCUUGUAGUUACAGGGCCCUACUGUGGCGCAUAUGGUAGGGCACACGUUUGCUGUGCGGCCGACUCGGGUUCGAUUAGUUACAUAUACACCAUUUAAAAACCAGCUUUUCAUCAAGCUUUAGAUAUAAUAAUAAUAAUAAUAAUAAUAAAUUUUAUUUUUGAGCGCCUUUCAAGAUACCCAAGGACACUUUACAAUCAAAACAAAUACAUAACAGUAGGGAAAGUAAAACAAAGCUUCAGUGAAUUAACAAUAGGAGAGUAAUUAAAAUGAAAAAAUAAAAUAGAAAUAAAAGUACAAUAAAGAUAAAUGUUUUCAAGUAAGAAAAGAAGUAGAAUGCAUUUGAAAAUAAAAUAAAAUGAGGGGGAAAAAAAUAAUAUGUAAAAUUAAAAAUAAACUGAUGAUUAAAAUAAAGUGGAAGUGCCUGUCAAUGAAGUGGAAAAGCAGAAAUGAAAAGGUGUGUCUUCAGCUUGGAUUUAAAAGUAGAUAGUGUGGAACACUGACGAAGAGACAGUGGGAGUGAAUUCCAAAGUUUGGGGCCAACAACACCAAAUGCCCUGCCGCCCAUGGUGCGCAGGUGUGUGGAGGGAACUGCAAGGAUAUAGGCCCUAUUUAAAAUACUUUAGAUCGAUCUCCCCCACGAGAAAAUGAAUUGGUUCCCUGGCUAUAUUCCAGGCUAGGGUCACUUUGUGCUCUGUGAAUGAUAACAUGUUCAUGUUACUUUUUUGGUUUCAUUUGGUAAGAUGUUCAUCCCAAAUCCUUAGCCUGGUGAAACACACCAGAGGGGUCAAAAGUAAACACAUUUCAUUACAUCGCUUUUACACCAUUUACUCCA
Engraulis encrasicolus (European anchovy) is the source of this 1630-nucleotide messenger RNA. Its product is annotated as chemokine-like factor. The transcript has 4 exons. Bases 134 to 568 code for a protein of 144 amino acids. The record is from RefSeq and is a predicted model, not a curated record. Lineage: Eukaryota; Metazoa; Chordata; Actinopteri; Clupeiformes; Engraulidae. Gene Ontology annotation, cellular component: membrane.